AUGAUUGUAAAAACCGUAAAAAUUUUGCGAAACAAUUGGAAAAAAUCAGUAUUUUUCAGUUGUGUUUCAUUGUAUGGCAUUAACUAUGGAUAUAAUAAACUAAUGGAGAACAACAAAAUGAGGACCUAUUGUGAGGAGGCGUCGCGUUUCGGUAGUCAUUAUAUAAGACCCGAUGUUAAGUGCCGACACAUUACGGUAAUACUGAACCCAGUGGCCAACGGUCGCAAAAGUAAGGCACUGUACGACAAAUACUGUGCACCGCUUCUCUAUUUGGCCGGUAUUCGGGUCUCGCUAGUGGUCACCGAAGCCGAGGGACAGACAAAAGAUCUGAUGGAGAUUAUGAACAACACAGACGGCAUAUUGAUUGCCGGCGGCAACGGCACAGUACACGAGGCAGUGACGGGUCUAUUGAGACGUGAGGACUAUCUGACGGCUAUUCACCGAUUUCCGAUCGGUAUACUACCGGUUGGCCGACGCAAUACAAUUGCCAUGAAAUUGAAUAAGUUUUACGAAAGACGUCUCAAUCAUUACGAGGUUUUAGCUGAGUCUACAAUGAGUGCCAUCCGUGAAGUGUUGGCACCGAUUGAUGUGAUGAAAAUCGAGGGCACCAUUGGUAGGCCUGUUUACGCCAUUGAUGAGCUUAAUUGCGGCAAAAUAAGAGAUACCGUUACUGUAGUCGACAAGUAUUGGUAUUUUGGCAGUAAAUUGAAACCUUAUUUUGCAUUUUUUGUUAACUCGUUUAAAACAUUAUCACCGGUGGACGACCUGACGGUGUCGUAUAGCGAGCCGUGCAAUGGGUGCUCCAAAUGUUACGAACGGUUUGAACAGUCGACUAUCGGUUCUGGUGUCGGCAAUCAGUCACGCGAUAGUACGACCCGCUGGUGGCAUAUAUUUAUGUCACGAAAGUCUACGACAUCAGGCAAUGACAGCAACAACAACAACAACGGUAGCAAUCAAUUGGUGGCAAAUCAAUCAAAUCGUCGGCACAUUGAUUACCGUCAUGUGAUUAACGACAAGUGUCAAAACUGGUCAACAAUGAGUGAUAGAAGCGCUGCCAACGUUUUAGUGGUGAAUACUAAUGAAUGCAAAUUAAGGCUAAUUAUUUAUUGCCAGCCCUUAACACAAAAUCAAUUCAUUAGCCACGGCGUAAAGUUAUUUAAUAGUGAGCCGUUGCCCGAUAGCGAUGACGAAAAUUCUGGCGUUAAAGUGAUUGAAGCCAUGGAUAUUAAUAUUGAUUUAACCAAUGAUAACAAUAAUAUUAAUAUUAGUAGUAUCGGUGCUCAAAGUGGUGCAGAUAAUGAUGGCGAUAGUGUCGUCGCUGAUGUUACUGUCGGUACAGAAGCUAUUGAUGCCGAUAAUGACGGUGACGACGAUCGACAGUCAGAUAAUAAUAUGAUUGUCAAUAAUGAGGAGAUUCUGUCUGUUGCGCCAAACAACUCGUGGCUUAGUAUCGAUACGGAAAGUUAUGAGAGACAGUCGCUUAAGAUUACAUUAAUGCCUAAAGUGGUUAAUAUGUAUAGUUGUAGUACACCAUCAACACCGGCACCAUUAGCAACAACAACAGCAACAUCAUCAUCAUCUCUGGUUCGGCCAGUUUGAGGAACG
This is a messenger RNA of Oppia nitens, 1605 nucleotides long. RefSeq lists its product as uncharacterized. Gene Ontology annotation, cellular component: mitochondrion; TIM22 mitochondrial import inner membrane insertion complex. Lineage: Eukaryota; Metazoa; Arthropoda; Arachnida; Sarcoptiformes; Oppiidae. Gene Ontology annotation, molecular function: ATP-dependent diacylglycerol kinase activity; ceramide kinase activity; acylglycerol kinase activity. The coding region runs from base 1 to 1599 and encodes 532 amino acids. Gene Ontology annotation, biological process: protein insertion into mitochondrial inner membrane; ceramide biosynthetic process. The transcript is spliced from 6 exons. The record is from RefSeq and is a predicted model, not a curated record.